AUGGGCUCCGAGCGGGGCCGCUUCCAGGCCUUGUUGGACGAGCCCGGCUGGUUGGGCGACCUGCUGGGCUGCCUGGAGAACUUCACGGGCGUCAAGCGGUUUUACCUGGCCACAGGUUCCAUUGUUUCCCUGACACUCUACCUGAUGCUUGGAUAUGGCACAUCCCUGGUUUGCGACCUCAUCAGCUUCGUCUAUCCAGCAUAUGCCUCCAUGAAGGCCAUCGAGAGCCCCAGCAAAGAGGAUGACACCCUCUGGUUGACCUACUGGGUGGUCUACGGCAUCUUCAGCGUUGCCGAGUUCUUCUCCGACACCUUCCUCUACUGGUUCCCCUUCUACUACAUCAGCAAGUGCGUCUUCCUGCUGUGGUGCAUGACUCCCUUCCCGUGGAAUGGCUCCCGUGUGCUCUACCGCAGCCUCAUCCGCCCCUGGUUCCUCAAGCACCACCAGACCGUGGACGGCGUCCUCAACGACCUGAGUGCCCGGGCUGCUGGCGCUGCCUCCAUGGCAUCCCAGGAUGUGUCCCAGGAAGUCACCAAAUGAGCACUUUUCAUCGAGAACUGAGUGGCCCCUGUGUUAACUGCUGAGGAAAAAGAGAACUUCCAUUGUGGAUUAUUAUUUUUCCUGCCACUCUUGGAGCCUUUGGAAAUCUCUUCCUCGUGCACGCGCUCUCUCUCUCUCUCUUCCCCCCACCCCCUCCCUGUUUUUACCUCCCCACGGCACACUGCGCACCAGUGAUUUGGUUGCCCAUACCUGAAGAUGGCCUUGUGCUGCUUGGGAGCUGCAGCAGGGGGCUCUCUCGCUGCAUCGCACUCUGUGCAGAACCUUGCCUGCCUGCUUGCCUGCCAUCAGCUGGGGCAGCAGCCCCCAAGCCAGCUUCUCUCCCAGGCAGUGAAGUCGUGGUGGAGGCCGUGAUCUGCGCUACUUCCAGCUAAGGGCACGGGGGGUGGGGGGCAGGGAACCUGCAGGGCUGAGCAAAACCCGGCAAAUACUGGGAUGGCAGGGAGGCUCGGCUUGGCUUGGCUUUGUUUGCAGAGCAGAGCCUUGCAAGGAAAGGGGAAAUGUCCCAAGGGGUGCGUUUGGUCCGCCUCAGGUGAGAGGAUCUUUUCACACCCACGUAGUUUGAGGCGACCCACACGGUUCGUGUGCGGGCUGUGUAAAGCUUGAGUGCUUUUCCCCCACAAGGAAAUGGGGUCGCAAGAAGAUGUUUUCCAUUUGUCUGUUGUGACUGGACCUUCUUUUCCUCCUUGAGAAAAUUCAGCUUCUUGAAGUCAGGGUAACCAUCCUCCCCUGGGAGUGGAGUGAGGGAAAUUUCAUCAAAUGUCAUGGAACCGUCUCUUCCUCAAGUAUGAACUGAAACUUUAUAAAGUUGAAGAAUUAAAAAUCUUACAUAUUUACAC
This is a messenger RNA of Varanus komodoensis (Komodo dragon), 1397 nucleotides long. Its product is annotated as receptor expression-enhancing protein 6-like. NCBI's taxonomy places the organism in Eukaryota, Metazoa, Chordata, Lepidosauria, Squamata, Varanidae. The transcript is spliced from 5 exons. The record is from RefSeq and is a predicted model, not a curated record. Bases 1 to 540 code for a protein of 179 amino acids.